This is a messenger RNA of Rodentolepis nana, 450 nucleotides long. Lineage: Eukaryota; Metazoa; Platyhelminthes; Cestoda; Cyclophyllidea; Hymenolepididae. The record is from the annotation of a GenBank genome assembly.
AUGACUGAUGACACCCUCUAUCUCUGGCACGUCAGUAGAGGAAGUCCUAUCUGCAAAAUCUCCCCAGCACAUCCAUAUAUUUCCAGCGAUCUUGUCAGCGUGAAAGCUCGUCCCGCAUUGAAUUGGGUCACCGCUGUGACGGGUUUGUUCAGUACAGACCUCCUGGCCACUGGCUCCUCCUCGGGUCAUGUUCAACUCUGGCGUCUCCACUUGGAGAGCGAAAAGACCUUCUCUUUUGGUGUUGGCGAUGAUGAGGACAAAGAGGGUAGUGAUGAGGAAUCAAAGCCGAAGCAGACGCGUCUCCGAGUUCAUCAUGAUUCGGCAAAAUUAGAACGAAUUCCCAAUGGAGAAUUCCACCUAGUGAGUUUCUCUUCUCUAGCAUUAUGCGCUUGGAGACUCCCCUUUUUUCCUAAAACCAUAUUCUAUCAAUAUUGUUUUUUAUGCUUAUAA